AUGAAAUUGCAUUUGUUAAAGUUAUGCCUUGGUCUUUUUAUACUAUUUAUUAUUUUUAUCACUUAUGUACGAUAUUUGGAGGAUAUACGAUGGAGGAUAUUAAAUGAAUCAUUGACUUUGAAACGAAUUUUUAACAGAUCGAAGUUGGAUCAUACAUCGUUGGCAUCACCACUAAUUGUUACUUGGACAAAAUUUUUCAGUCAGCCUUGGGCUCAACAUUUUGAAGCAAAUGUCGGUGGCUGUGCUUACCAUUGUAUAAUUACCGAUGAUAAAGAACAACUUUUGAAAGCCUCAGCCGUACUGUUUCACAUCCGAGACUUAAAGAAAUUGCCUAAAUUAAGAAAUCCGAAGCAAUUGUUUGUAUUCGUGUUACAUGAAUCACCUCUGUAUACAUUUAAUCACCUGGAUUUUGUGCCAAGCAAUUAUUUCAACAUAACGAUGACUUAUAGGCGUGACAGUGACAUUUAUAUACCAUAUGGUAUGAUGAAGAAAAUAACAAAUCUUACACAAAGAAAACAAGUUUGGGAUUGGAGUGAAGUAGUGAAGAUAGCUAGUAGUAAAGUACGACCCGUAUUGCAACUGGUUUCAAAUUGUCAAACUAAAUCGAAACGUGAACUGUACGUGGAACAACUUCGAACAUACAUAAAUAUCACACAACAUGGACUAUGCAAAAAUAGUAUUUGUGAUGAGAAAUGCGAAGUGAAAGAAGCUGCGCAGCAUCGUUUCUACUUGGCAUUCGAGAAUAGUGUAUGUCGUGAUUAUAUCACUGAGAAACUGUUCAAAUGUUUCCUCAGGUUACUGAUACCAGUGGUGCUCAAAAGAUCCAUCUAUGAAGGUAUUUUACCGCCUGGCUCAUUCAUUGCUGCAGAUGAUUUCGCAUCUCCACGUGAACUAGCAGAAUAUCUGCACUAUUUGUCAAAUAACAACACAGCCUAUUUGAGUUAUCUGAAAUGGACGAGGCAUUAUCAGAAAACAUUCGAUGUAAGCAAUUUUUGUGAAUUAUGCAAAUAUCUACACAGUGAUAUUGCUAGGACUCGGAUAAUUCCGGAUAUCAAAAAGUGGUGGUUUCAAGGGUGUAUUGAGAACUAUGCUGUCAACUUGCUCGAAAAAGAUAAAAGCUUUAGUAACUUCUAA
Molecule: messenger RNA, 1134 nt
Organism: Brugia malayi
Lineage: Eukaryota; Metazoa; Nematoda; Chromadorea; Rhabditida; Onchocercidae
Exons: 7
Coding region: 1-1134 (377 amino acids)
Cellular component (GO): membrane
Molecular function (GO): alpha-(1->3)-fucosyltransferase activity
Source: RefSeq, a predicted model, not a curated record